Molecule: messenger RNA, 4478 nt
Organism: Ceratotherium simum simum (southern white rhinoceros)
Lineage: Eukaryota; Metazoa; Chordata; Mammalia; Perissodactyla; Rhinocerotidae
Source: RefSeq, a predicted model, not a curated record
UCAGACUUCUACCGGCAGUUUCUGGGAGAGAUAAGCUUUCUAUUCAUUGCGACGGUUUACUUUUUCCUCGGGAGAUGUUUCUAAUAGAAAAGGCUCAGUUGGGAUAUUCAUCAGUUUUUGCUCCUCUGGAGUUUGGUGGAGUUGACGACAGACAAGGAUAAAAUGAGCUGGGCGUCUCAGGAUCAUGGAAAACCUGGUCAGGCUCAAGAACGCCCCCUAUUUUCGUUGUGAGAGGGGAAGUGAUUUUGUCCCCAUGUGCCAGAAGUGUGAAACGUGUAUCUUGGCUUGGAAAAUCCUCUCUACCAAAGAGUGGUUCCAAAGGGUCGGCGAGAUAUCCCAGCGGAGGUUUCUAGUUAGCACCCUUGAUCAGUUGGAUAGCUUAUAUUUGUUACACUAUUUUCAAAAUAUCCUUCAGGCCACACAGGGGAAGGAUUUCAUCUAUAACAGGUGCCGGAUCAACCUCAGCAAGGAGGAGGGAAAAAUCGUGAAGUCCUCCUUGAAACAAAUGUUGGAUAGAACAGCAGAACAGAAGAUGAGGGAGAUUUUGUACUGGUUUAGGAACAGCACCCACCGGACUAAGGCAAAUUACACACUUUUGCUGCUUCAGAUGUGUAACCCCAAGUUACUGCUCACCGCGGCUGAUGUCCUCAGGGCCCUGGUUCUGAGAAAGCAGAGCAACAUCUCAGGGCUCAAUCAAGACUCCAACAAUGUAUUUUUGUUCCCUGAGAAAGACUCCAACCCCCGAUCUAAGACCUCGCGUGUCUACCGGGGAAUCAGAGCCAGGCACAUAUCCUUCCCUUUGUCCAAAGCUUCAGGAAAAGAAAACUUGCCUGAAAAUAUGGUGCGGGACACAUCUAAUACUGGAGAAUGGAAUAGUUCGCUCCAGUGUAUUUCCGAGAUGAAUAGGCUGUUUUCUAGAAAAGCAGACAUGCCCAACGCAGGGUGCGCCCCCUCCGAUCUGUUGGUUGACCUGGAUGCUGUCAGAUGCCUGUCUUCUGGGGUCAGCAAAUACCGGGACUUCAUCCGUCUCCUGCCCAUCCACCUCUCCAAGUAUACUCUAAGUAUGCUGGAUAAAAACACCCUGAACAGGUGUGCCUCUGUGAGCCAGCACUGGGCCGCACUGGUACAGCAGGUCAAGAUGGACCUGUCGACGCACACAUUCAUUCAGAACCAGAUUGCCAUCUUGCAGGGGUCCUACACAAGGGGAAUAGAUCCUAAUUACGCCAACAAGCUUUUUGUCCCGGUUCCUAAAGUGGCAGAUGAUGGAAAGCACAUGCGUAUGAAAAAUCAGAAAUGGAAACUGAUAACGAAGAGUGACUACAACCUGUGGGCCGCAUACCAGAACCAGGAGACCCAGCAGGUCCUGAUGGAGGAGAGAAAUGUCUUCUGUGGGACUUACAAUAUCCGCAUUCUCUCUGACACGUGGGACAGAAACAGAGUGAUUCACUAUUCAGGGGGAGAUUUGGUAGCUGUGUCAUUCAAUCGGAAGAUCCGGCUUCUGGACCUCAGACAAAUGAAGGAGAUGCCUGUUGAAUUCCGAGGCCAUGCUGGCAGUGUCCGAGCCCUCUUCUUGUGUGAGGAGGAAAACUUUCUUCUGAGCGGGAGUUAUGACCUGAGCAUCAGAUACUGGGAUCUGAAAAGUGGGGCUUGCAUACGAAUCUUCAGUGGCCACCAGGGGACAAUCACUUGCAUGGAUUUACAUAAGAAGAUGCUGGUAUCUGGAGCAAGAGAUUGCCAGGUGAAAGAGUGGGAUGUAGAGACAGGGAAAUGCCUGAAGACAUUUAAACACAAAGACCCCAUCUUGGCCAUCAGGAUCAACGACACCUACAUCGUGAGCAGCUGUGAGCGAGGGAUAGUCAAAGUGUGGCACAUUGUCAUGGCCCAGCUGGUAAAGACUCUCAGUGGCCAUGAGGGAGCCGUGAAGUGUCUGUGCUUUGACCAGUGGCACCUCCUCUCGGGAAGUACUGACGGCCUGGUCAUGGCCUGGAGUAUGGUGGGAAAGUACGAGCGAUGCCUCAUGGCCUUCAAGCAUCCAAAGGAGGUGCUCCACGUGGCCCUUCUCUUCCUCCGGGUCAUCAGUGCCUGUGCAGAUGGCAAGAUCCGCAUUUACAAUUUCCUAAAUGGGACCUGUCUGAAGGUGAUGAAGGCCAAUGGCAGAGGUGAUCCUGUGCUGUCCUUCUUUAUUAAGGGCAACAGGAUGGUGAUCAACAUGGAGAGCAAUGUUCUCCUGUUCCAGUUUGAGAAUAUAAAGUGGCAGUACUCCCUGGAACAGGCCAAACAAAAGAAGACCAAGAAUAAAGAGGAGGACAGGGAAGAAUGUGGCCUCACAGGCGUCCUCUCCAGGUCUAACGCUCAGGUUUACGGCUGGAGGGACUCCGUGCCCAGUAAACACAUCGUGGCCCAGGAGUCCCCGAUGAGUAAACCUCACAGGUCCCGCGUUCUCCUGAGGGCAGCCAGGUUCCCUACAGCAGUGUUAACAGAGGCAUCUCAAAGUCAAGGAAAGCCAAAACUAGCUAGAAGAGAGGGCAAGAAGAGAACAAGUCCUGUUUCUAAGGAAGCACAUGGCAUGGAUAGUGGGCAAGAGACUUUGGAAGAAAAAUCUCUCACAGGAGAUGAUGUGGAGGAAGUACAAAAACGAGGACAACUGAAAACUCCUGGAGACUUGACCAAUUGCCCAAAGAAAAUGUCCUGGCAGAUCCCUAUGUCGCCUGACUUGUUCCUCCUGACCGUUAACGCCCUGCAGCAAGCCCAUAAUUCAGCGGAGUUUGCCUAUCCCCGCAGGCCCCAAACCCCAGUCACGGAUGCCUGGGGGCCUGCAACUUCACACCCAAGGAAGGUCCUGAGUUUCAAAGGAAAAUCAGUCCAACAUGCAGUUGAUCGGUUGAGAUGCAGCAAUCCUCCCAUAGAUGUGAAACGAACUAAUGUUCCCCUUGAAAUCCAGAAACUGCAGCCCAAUUUGAAGAAAUCUUUGCACAGUCCCAGAGUCCAGUCCACCAUACCCCAGCCCACGAUUAUCCGUUCCAGAUUCUCUGGCACCCUGAAGGGUGAAGACCAAGGGACCAGUUCAAUUGAUGGGACAGCGCGCAGCUUUGGCCCCUUAACUAGUAUGCACGUCAUUAAACCAAACCACGUGCUGGCUUCGCCAGUGGGCGUGACAACUCAGCCUGUCAAGAAAGAACGGCUUUGCUUCCACACAACCCUCAAUCCCUUUAAAGUGAACACUGAGUUCAAGUUGUUGACUGCGAGGGAGGAGAAAGAGCACAGGGAAGCCAAGAUGAAGGAGUAUCAGGUCGGAAAGCCCACUGGAGUGGUCAAUCUAGAAAAAGCCAGCAAGGCUGCAUGGAUCAGGAAGAUCAAAGGCCUGCCUAUAGAUAAUUUCAUGAAGCAAGGGAAAAUAGCAGCCCCUGAACUUGGACAAAACGUAUUUAUCUGAACCAGCCUUAGGAAAUUACAAUGUCUUACGAUAAACAGAAUACCAAGUGGAUGUUGGUGUUUGGCCUCUGUUUUUUUUUGGUUUUGAUUUUUGACUGUCCCCAGGCACUUAAUGUGAGGACUCAUAAUUAUCUUCCUAUAAGCCAAAGAAUCGAUAUUUAUCACAGUAAGAAAACAGAGGGAGGCUGGGAGAGAUUGGCAUCUGUAUUCCCACUGAAAACCAUUCAAUGAGGCAUAUGGAAGCCCAGUUUCGUUGAUGGGGGAUGGGAAAGUGAUCACCGGAAAUUAAAUACCACUCACCAUUACCAAUUCAGUGCCAUCAUUUCUUCUUAGCAGAUGAACUGACGGGAUUAUAUCAGAAUAAUGAAUGCAUUGAAGGUCCCUGGUAUUGUCACAUGGAAGCCUGAUGAGGCUCAGUGAGUUCAAUUACGAACCUAAAGGGAGAAGCCCUCAAUGGGGUAGACCUACUGCAUUUGAGAACGUUAUGUGUGCUUUUCCUUCUCAGGGCUAACUUCUAUGGAAGAGAAUCAUAUUCAUCCUUUCUACAAAGAAGGCCACUAAUACUGAGUGUGUUGAGGUUUCCACUUAAACCUUCUGAGGCUGGUGUCAGCGACCAGGCAUGUAAUUUAGAAGAGUGCAGCCCACCAUGGGAGCUAUGGCCCACUGGGGGGCUCAAGCCCCAUCCAAACAGAAGAGAUCCUACUCAGUCGCUCAGCACGGCCAUAGGAUGGUAAUGAAUUCAAAUAGAAUGCAAAACAAAAACAACAAAAAAACAAACCCCACAACGUACACACUGGGUGGGCCACGAAAAACAUGGCAUGGGCAGACUAGAUGCACAGGCCACCUGUUCACAGCCUCUGCUUUUCACCUCCAAGUGCAGAAAUAGAAUUGUUUGCCAAGCUUUCUCUCCUUUGAGAAGUUUUUCCCCAUUAUUAGGAUAUUAGGUUUAAAGUAGCACUAGCAAAUAACCUUGUAAAAAUUGUGAUUUUAAUGGAAAGAAUUCCCUCAAAGAAAUGUGCUAAUACAUAUUAUUUCAUGAAUCUUCC